CGGCCAUGGUAUUGAAAAUCGACCCUUGCAGCUACUUCUUUGGUUUGGCGGUAACUCCCAGUCUCAGCGACUGGGAACUAAGCUGUAGACUGGGGGUACCCCCGCAGAAUACUGCUUCUCAGCUGUUGGUGCGCUGGGGAUUAGACCUAACACAAGGAGCUGACUUGUUGGAUCCCAACAUGCAGCAAAAACUUGAAGGAAUAAAAGGUCUGAUUCGGCGUGAAAUACAAAAGGAACUUAAAAUCAAAGAAGGUACAGAAAACUUGCGCAAGGUGACGACAGAUAAAAAAAAUCUGGCACAUGUAGAAAACAUUCUAAAAAUCUCUGAUCAAAAACUGGAACGCCUGCAUUGGGAGCUUCAGGAGCUGAAUGCACGGAUUGUUGUCACAGAUAGGGAUAAUUUGAGAGAUGGUGAAUUAUCUCCAGACUCCUUUUGCUGGGAGCAGUGUUUAACUCCGCUGAGCAGUCGAAUAGCAGCUCUAAAGAGACAGCUAAAUAUUGAAAUGAAGGUGAAACAAGGAGCUGAAAACAUGAUCCAAAUGUACUCAAAUGGAUCCUCAAAGGAUCGUAAAAUGUUAGCAGCAGCACAGCAGAUGUUGCAGGACAGCAAGAUAAAGAUUGAUAUAAUCAGAAUGCAGAUCAUCAAAGUAACUCGCACUAUUGGAACACCCGAGGAUGCAAGUGAAACUCCAGGGGCAAUCAGUUCCCUGGAGCUGCGAAUCGAAGAAUUGAGACAUCACCUCCGAGUUGAGUCUGCAAUAGCAGAUGGUGCAAAAAAUGCAGUGAAGUUGCUGGAUGGAAGGAAGGACCAGGACAGGAGAAUGCUGGCUGAGGCACAAUCACAGUUGCGGGAGUCAGCCCAGAAAAUGAAUCUGCUUCGCAUGUCACUGGAAUGCCGCCUAAGAGAGCUUCCCAAUGAUCAUCCCAUCCAAGAAGUUGUCAAAGAAGAGCUGAAAAUGGUGAAUUUGCCAUUGGUAGCAUUAAGCCAUAUUGGUGCUUCAUAUCUCUCCUUGGCCUUUAUUAAAUCGGCAGCACUAACAGGAAUGUUAGAAGUGAAACUAAUAGGAUGCCAGCAUCUCCUUGAAAAUGUCCCGGAUUGUUUGUGGUUGGGAAAUGCUUCAUCUAGUCCAGAGACAACUCUGUCAUCUGUUAAAAUGCGAGUAGGGAUGAAUGUCCACGGACGUCAUACAGCAAGUCGAUAUUUAAAAUCAGAAGAGCGAAGUACUGAAGCAAGUGCUAUUCUGAAAUUGGACAAUCGAAUUGUCGGACAAACACACUGGCGUUCAGUGAAGAAUCAAGUGUGGGAUCAGACCUUCAGCAUUGAAGUCAACAGGAAUCGUGAGUUGGAAAUUGCCGUUUAUUGGCGGGAUUGGCGAGAACUAUGUGCAGUAAAGUUCCUACGACUUGAAGAUUUUCUAGACUAUCAGUGCCAUGCAAUGACUGUGUGCUUGGAGCCACAGGGGGUACUUUCUGCAGAGAUGACCUUCUGUAAUCCUGUCAUCAAUCGAGGCCCAAGACUACGACGUCAGAAUCGAAUUUUUCGCAAGCAGAAAGGAAAAAACUUUCUAAGAGCAUCACAGAUGAAUAUCAAUAUUGCCACUUGGGGGCGCCUAAUGAUGAAUAUGCUGCCUCCAUGUAGCAGCACAACAACAAGUCCACCGUUGCCUACAGCUGACCCCAGUUUCACACUGCACUCAGGAACACUGCGCAAUUCCCGCAUCAUGUCACCAGAAUCAAGGGACUUUACACCUGUCAACCUAAACUUCAGCCCAGACCGUCCUCCCAAGCCACCUCUGCUUUUUAUAAAUUGUGCAUCUGAAGAAAGGAUACUUUCACUGAGUGAUGAUCAGGAUGCAGUGGGAAAUGGUACAAAUGUGAUAACUCAACAGAUCAACCAGUUUCCAGAUGUAUCAAAUCAAGUUUGGGUUCCACCAAGACAACAGACCUUGCGCUUUGAAGACUUCUACUGUUUGGCCUUGCUUGGACGUGGUCAUUUUGGGAAGGUGCUUCUCGCAGAAUACAAGUUGACAAAGAGACUGUUUGCUAUUAAAGCCUUGAAGAAAGGAAAUAUAGUGUUUCGAGAUGAAGUGGACAACCUGAUGUGUGAGAAAAGGAUCUUUGAGACUGCGAGCUCUGCUCGGCACCCUUUUCUAGUGAACCUCUUUGCGUGCUUUCAAACACCACAUCAUGUUUGCUUUGUGAUGGAGUAUGUACCUGGAGGAGAUCUAAUGAAGCACAUUCACUCCAAUGUCUUCUCAGAGCCCCAAGCUCGGUUUUAUGCAGCCUGUGUUAUCCUUGGCUUGCAGUUUCUACAUGAGAAAAGUGUAAUUUACAGGGAUCUGAAAUUGGACAACUUAUUGAUGGAUGCUGAAGGUUAUGUUAAAAUUGGUGACUUUGGGCUCUGUAAAGAGGGAAUGGGUUUUGGUGAUCACACAAAUACAUUUUGUGGAACUCCUGAGUUUCUGGCUCCAGAAGUGCUGACCGAUUCCUCCUACACACGAGCAGUUGACUGGUGGGGUUUGGGAGUCCUCAUUUAUGAAAUGCUGGUGGGAGAGUGCCCUUUUCCAGGAGAUGAUGAUGACGAGGUAUUUGAUAGCAUUGUUAAUGAUGAGGUGCGCUACCCACGAUUCCUAUCAACUGAGGCGAUCUCAAUCUUAAGAAAGCUACUGAGAAAGAACCCGGAAUACCGUUUAGGCACUGGUGAUGAGGAUGCAGAGGAAGUGAAAAAAGAAAUGUAUUUUGGCGAAGUUGAUUGGGAGGCCUUAUUUGCUCGAAGAAUAAAGCCGCCAUUUAUACCAAAAAUAAGUGGCCGAAAUGAUGUCCGGAACUUUGAUAAAGAAUUUACAACCCAAAGACCAGUCUUGUCUCCAUUUUCAGACUCCGGGGUACUAACUGCACAAGAACAGGCAAUGUUUGAAGGGUUUGAUUGCAUGACUGACCUAUAUCAAGAUUUAUAGGCUUCAUGUACUGAUGUCAUACCUCAUGAGAAUGCUGAGUGCUUGCUGUUGGGCAAACUGAGAAACUAAAGCUUUAGCUGCUAUGAAGUCAGAAACAUCUAGUUGCUUCCAUUGCUGAUUUGAAUAUGAAUAUUUAGUUUCCAAGGUAACCAAACCCUGAGCAUCUGUUUCAUUUUGUGAAUGUAAUUUACUUUCCAGAAUCCCUGUACAUCACGGAGAAUAGAUGGUAUCUAUUAGGUUGGGAAUGAACUACAGAACUGCAAUGGGAAAAGGGGCUCUUGUACUAACAGGUCAAUUACCAAGAUGAAUCCUCCACAAUUUUGCUGCUUUAUCUGUGCAGUAGGUAGUUGCAUAAUUCUUGCUUCCUGUUUCUCCCCUCCUCUUUCCCACCCUCUCCACCCCCAAACACACUGCCUCAUACAACCAUCAACAUAUCUUUGAUACCUUGCUUUUCUCUGAUCAGGACACUGCAAAUCUCUGGUUCUUUCAAUUUUACCUUUCACCAUAUACAUGUAGGCAAACCUGAAUGUCAGUAGGGUGGAUUUAAGUCAUCUAACAAUGAAACUUGCUGUUUUGUUGAGGUGGGUGGAUGUUGAUUAUGAGCAGUAUUUUAAUUUGUUCCACUUUUCUCUCCCUGCUUCCCUCGCCUCCCUCAGAUUUGGAAAAUAUCGUGCUCUCUCCUGUCUUAUUUCACUCAGUGAUGCCUCUGGAUAUAUUCAAUUAGCCUUUUAAUAUGUGAUGGCUUUUUUUUUCUCUUUUUUUGAGAGGAUGGGCAAGAAACCUGCAUCCGAAAACUGCAAUGUUGAGUUGACUAUCAAAAACGUAGCCAUGGCUCCCUGACUUGCCUUUUUUCCUCUUUGUGGGGAAUUUAUUUCACCUGCCACCACACCUGUAGAAUUAGGUCCAGGACAUGGCAGGUGAUCAUUACUUUAGUUUGCCUUCAGAGUAUGUUCAUGUGUAUGUUGUACUUGUGGGAAAAGCAAAGCUUUUUAAACUAAUAGCACUUUAAAUGUCUAUUGAAACACUUUUCUCUGUUGCUAUUGAUGAAUUUGUAGACAGACAGAUUAUUGAACAGUUUAAAAGUGAGUUACAGAGGGGAAAUGUUUAAUGGCACGGGUGAACAUAUGACUGGGGUGAUGAUCUUUAGCUUCCAACUCAUCAGUGUUUCCAAAUCUCCUAUGCUUCAGAGGUCAGUAACUUGUCAGCAACACGAAAGGAAACCUGAGCAAAUUCAUUCUUUUGGCUGCUGUUAAAUACUCUCAUUGGCUGAAAUCAAGGAACAGCUGCAUUCCUGACCUAGUCAUGUAGCCAGAGGAAUGGAGGUAUAACUAGAUUCCAGUAUUAAAAGCAUAUCAUUUUGAAAUCUAGGUGAACUGCUUUAUUUUGAAGAAAAACAUCUAGCUAUUUUCUUAAGUGCAAUGUUGAUUUUUUUUUGUGUAUGGAAAAACACUAUGGAGAUUAAGAACCUUUUUAUAUGGUAAAGAGCAGACAUUGUUCCUAUUUAUUGAUGUAACUUGUGGCUUGU
This is a messenger RNA of Pristis pectinata (smalltooth sawfish), 4482 nucleotides long. Its product is annotated as serine/threonine-protein kinase N2-like. Gene Ontology annotation, molecular function: ATP binding; protein serine/threonine kinase activity; small GTPase binding. Gene Ontology annotation, biological process: signal transduction; protein phosphorylation. The transcript has 22 exons. NCBI's taxonomy places the organism in Eukaryota, Metazoa, Chordata, Chondrichthyes, Rhinopristiformes, Pristidae. The record is from RefSeq and is a predicted model, not a curated record. The coding region runs from base 6 to 2957 and encodes 983 amino acids.